This is a messenger RNA of Cannabis sativa, 1597 nucleotides long. Its product is annotated as syntaxin-121. Lineage: Eukaryota; Viridiplantae; Streptophyta; Magnoliopsida; Rosales; Cannabaceae. Gene Ontology annotation, molecular function: SNARE binding; SNAP receptor activity. Gene Ontology annotation, biological process: exocytosis; vesicle fusion; intracellular protein transport. The record is from RefSeq and is a predicted model, not a curated record. Bases 337 to 1338 code for a protein of 333 amino acids. The transcript is spliced from 2 exons. Gene Ontology annotation, cellular component: endomembrane system; plasma membrane; SNARE complex.
CAACACACGGAGAACAGAAGCAUGGAACUUUCCAAUUUAUAACUUUCCUCCUUUCUUUUAUUUUCUCUCAUUUUCCCGGAAAGUUCCAUUAAAAUAAACCUCAAAUCUUUCUCUUAUCUCUCUCUAUUCUUUGACUCUUUCAUUCCUCUCUCUCUCUCUCUCUCUCUUUAAUCUCUUCACCAGGGGUUAGGUAUUUGAACUUAAAACCAGCGACCUUUCUUUGACCAACUCGACUCGCCCAAACAAACAACCUUUAAUUCUGCCAUCAAAACCCUCCCCCAAUCUAUUAAUUAUCUCAUUCAUUUCGAUCCAACUUUUUUUAUUCUUGUUGUCAAUAUGAAUGAUUUAUUUUCAGGCUCCUUCUCUAGGUUUCGGAACGAGGAUGCAUCGCCGGAUCACCACGUGAUUGAGAUGUCGUCUUCAUCGGCCACGGCAGGGGCUACCAAUGGAGUCAAUCUCGAUAAGUUUUUUGAAGAUGUUGAAUCGAUCAAGGAAGAGCUUAAAGAACUCGAGAGACUUCAUGAGAAUCUUAACUCUUCUCAUCAACAGAGCAAGACUCUGCACAACGCUAAAGCCAUUAAAGACCUUCGAUCUCGAAUGGAUUCCGAUGUUUCCCUCGCUCUUAAGAAGGCUAAGCUUAUCAAGGUUCGUCUUGAAGCCCUAGACCGAGCCAACGCCGCCAAUCGGAGCUUGCCUGGUUGCGGACCUGGUUCUUCCUCGGACCGGACUAGAACCUCUGUGGUCAACGGACUCCGUAAGAAGCUCAAAGACUCCAUGGAGAGUUUCAACACUUUACGCCAACAGAUCUCGUCCGAGUACAGAGACACCGUUCAACGCCGUUAUUUCACUGUCACGGGAGAAAAUCCCGACGACAAAACCAUUGACCUCCUCAUCUCAACAGGGGAAAGCGAGACGUUUCUGCAAAAAGCGAUUCAGGAACAAGGACGAGGGAGGGUUCUGGACACUAUAAAGGAGAUCCAGGAACGUCACGAUGCAGUGAAGGACAUGGAGAAGAAUCUGAAAGAGCUCCACCAAGUGUUUCUGGACAUGGCGGUUCUGGUCCAAGCUCAGGGAGAGCAACUGGACGAUAUAGAGAGCCACGUGGCGAGAGCCAAUUCGUUCGUGAGGUCGGGAGCACAGCAGUUGCAGACGGCGAGAAAACACCAGAAGAAUACCCGGAAAUGGACCUGUUACGCCAUCAUUCUAUUGCUGGUCAUCAUCUUGAUCGUGAUUCUCAGUUUGAAGCCAUGGAAUUGGGGCGGUAAUGGCGGCGGCGGUCAACCGAAUCCGCCCGCUACACCGAGUCCGCCCGCUACACCUUCACCCCCCUCAGUCUGAUUAGUCAACCAUGCGAGUCUACGUUCCUUUCAUACUCCGCGUUGCAUCUUAGUAUAUUCCUCCUGCCUUAGACUUAGUCGUACGUCUGUUAUUAUUGUUAUUAUUCUUUUUAAUUAUUAUUAUUAUUAUUACGUCACAUGGUCCCUUUUCCUUUUCUCAUGUCUUUUUUGUAAGUAGCUCGAAUUUUGGGUUUUUUUUUUUGUGUAUCAUUGUUACUUAUCCUUUAUAUAUAAAUAUCUAUAUGCAUUCUUCGGAUAAA